GUUGAAACACCGCUUCUCUAUGGACUCUUCAGCAUGAGUGCAUCUCACUUAGGAAAAACGCCUCUGGAUAUAGCUAAGCUGCGAGAUGCUGUAAGAAAACGACUCCCAGAGCUAUUGGACACGGUACGAGGAAAGAAGGGACUUAUCCUUGAUCCACAAUUAACCGGACCACUCAGUCUUAUUGCCGAGAUUUCAAUAUUGAAGGACCAUGGCGUGGAAAAGAUAUAUCACUUAGAUGACAAUAUUUUGGACACGGACUGCAAGAACUUGAUAUACAUAUGCAGACCGAAACUCAAGUAUAUGAAAUAUAUUGCCGCUCAAAUUCGCAAAGACCGCCAGGAUACAUCUAAAAGAAUAGAGUAUUCCUUGUUCUUUGUCUCACAACGGACAAUGUUGUGUGAGCGUGUUUUGGAAGAAGAAGGAGUGCUUGGCGAUAUCACUCUCGGUGAAUUUGCCAUGGAGUGGAUACCAUUCGAAGAUGACCUCAUAUCUAUGGAACUUGAUAACAGUACUUGGAAAGAAUUGAACCUGGAUGGUGAUACCACUGCUAUUCAUCAGGCGGCUAAAUCACUCAUGAAAUUACAACAAAUAUACGGCUUGUUUCCACGAAUAAUAGGAAAGGGAGAUUCUGCAAAGGCUCUGGCAGAUAUGCUCAUUAGGAUGCGCCGUGAACAAGCUGUCGUAGAAGAAGUGUCUUCUUCCACCUCACGCCAAAACCCUUCUCUAUUGAAUUCACUUUCCACUCAUAUUGAUCAACUAGUCAUCAUCGAUCGCAACGUAGAUUUAUACACCCCGCUUUGCACGCAACUAACCUAUGAAGGUCUAAUUGAUGAAAUAUUCCGUAUAAAGCAUUCCUUUGUUGAACUGGAUCCUUCCCUUGUUGGCACAGCACCUGCUCCUGGACAAUCAGUGAGUGCGCAGCCAGCGGCUACCCCAGCUGGAGCAAGUGCUGCGGUUGCUGCUGGGAAGAAGAAGAAUUAUGCACUCAACUCUGGUGAUAAGCUGUUUUCUCAGCUUUGCGAUUUGAACUUUGCUGUUGUUGGAGGACUCUUGAAUAAGAUUGCGAAGCGCAUUAAUGAAAACUAUGAGGAGAGACACCAGGCCAAGACUAUGGCCCAAAUUCGUACAUUUGUUGGUAAACUUCCUGAUCUGCAACAAGAACACCAGUCUUUAAGAACUCACACUGGAAUUGCUGAAGAAAUCAUGUCCCAAACCAUCACCGACGAAUUUAAUCGGAUGCUGGAAACUCAGCAAAAUUUGGUGGCUGGCGUGGACUCCAACAGCGAAGUGGAUUACAUUGAGGAACUAAUCGAUAAGCAAGAACCCAUCGUCAAAGUGUUGCGUGUGCUAUGUCUCAUGUCGCUUGUGCAAGGAGGUCUAAAAGCCAAAGUACUAGAGCACUUUAAGCGAGAAAUCAUUCAGACAUACGGCUAUGAACACAUUCAGACGCUGUAUGAUUUGGAACGUCUAGGACUAUUCAAUGUGCGUACAUCAAGCAACGCUUCAAGAGCAGCUUAUGCCAAUGUCAGAAGAACCCUUCGAUUGAUCGUCAAUGAGGUGGACGAACACAAUCCUGCCGACAUAUCAUAUGUGUACUCUGGCUAUGCACCACUUAGUGUCCGACUUGUGCAGUGUGCGGUACAAAAGAUAAGCGCCGGUCAUGCAGGCGGCAGCGUACCCGGAAUAGGCUUGUUGGUCAAUGUCGUUGGAGGAGGCAGCUCAGGCACUAUUGGGUCCAACCAAACCGCUUCUCAAAAUGGCGGCCAGGACAAAACCGACAAAACCACUGUAACUGGGUGGAAAGGGUAUGAAGAGAUUCUCAAACUGCUCCCCGGAGCGGCUGUGGAUGAAGUUCAAACGGUUGAAGCCAAGAAUGAGAGGGAAGCAAAAGCCACUGCAGCCCGUGCCAAACGAUCACUGGGUUCUCAUCACAAAAAGACAACUAUUGUCUUCUUCCUCGGUGGAUGCACUUUCACAGAAGUUUCAGCCAUUCGGUUCUUAGCUCAACAAGAUGAAGGAGUUCGUGAUUACCUUGUGGCCACCACUCAAAUGAUCAACGGCAGUACUCUGCUGGAAUCGGUCAUCCAGUCUACACCAUUCGAUCGGGGAGAAUCGGUAGAGCAAGUCUAAAAACUAAUGUGAUACCCACCUUUUUGUUUUAAAAAAAUAAUAUAAUCAUUGGCGGGCGGCGCUUGAGGCCACUUGACUUGAAAUGGAGCAUGUUAAUCGGCUCAAGUAUGGAAUAUAA
Molecule: messenger RNA, 2248 nt
Organism: Umbelopsis ramanniana AG
Lineage: Eukaryota; Fungi; Mucoromycota; Umbelopsidomycetes; Umbelopsidales; Umbelopsidaceae
Exons: 12
Coding region: 34-2130 (698 amino acids)
Biological process (GO): vesicle-mediated transport; intracellular protein transport
Cellular component (GO): CORVET complex; fungal-type vacuole
Source: RefSeq, a predicted model, not a curated record